AUGCCAACGCUCGAGCCCAACCCCCGCUCCCUGAUCUCGCCAGUGGGGAUCGUGCGGUUCUUUGAGAUCUUCCUUUCCUGCACCGCCUUCAGCCUGGUGGCCGUCCACCACAGCUACCAGGGCUCCAAUGGCGUGUGGUGCAUGUUUACAUGGUGCUUCUGCUUCUCCGUCUCCGUCUUCAUCAUCCUUCUGGAACUCAUCGGCCUGGCCCAGGCACUGCCCAUCUCCUGGGCCGACUUCACCUCCGCCUUCUCCAUGCUGGCUGCUCUCAUGAUCUUCUCCACGUCCAUCAUCUAUCCUUCGGUCUACAUACCCAAUGCUUGCCGAAGCCGCGACUGCAGCUACGAGGGGGCUGCCACCGCCAUGUCUUGCCUCUGCUUCAUCGCCUACGCUGUCGAAGUGGGCUUGACCCGAGCCAAGUGGGGAGAGAUCAGCAGCUUUCUGUCCACCAUCCCAGGCCUCCUGAAGGUGUUCGAAGCCUACGUGGCUUGUCUCAUCUUCUCCCUGGCGGACUAUGGAAGAAUCUAUAGGAACUAUGCUGGACUUCAGUGGUGCCUGGCGGUCUACUGCAUCUGCUUCAUUGUCACACUGCUGAUUAUCAUCCUCAGCAUUGGACGUUGCCUGGGGUCCCUGCCCUUCCCGCUGGAGAAGGCCAUGGUGGGGUACAGCUUAUUGGCAGCACUUAUGUACAUAACCGCCGUCGUGGUAUGGCCAGUGUAUUGCUUCAAGAAGUUCCCCCACAUCUGUAGCACAUGCCCUCAGGCGAACAAUUGCUUAGGGGUGACCUUCCUCACGAUCUUCAACUUCAUCGCUUACCUCGUGGACCUGGUGUACUCUUCCAAGAUGGUUUUCGUGACCACGUCCACUUAG
Hemicordylus capensis (graceful crag lizard) is the source of this 870-nucleotide messenger RNA. Its product is annotated as myeloid-associated differentiation marker homolog. Gene Ontology annotation, cellular component: membrane. Bases 1 to 870 code for a protein of 289 amino acids. Lineage: Eukaryota; Metazoa; Chordata; Lepidosauria; Squamata; Cordylidae. The record is from RefSeq and is a predicted model, not a curated record. The transcript has a single exon.